AUGUCGCCUUCUUCGCUAGGGUUUAGGCUUUUGAAACUCGGACACAGAGAUUCGUGCGAGCUUUUUCCUGAUAAUGGCGGAGGUGGAGGAGAAAGCCCAUUGGAUUCCGAGAAAGAGCUUUGCCAUUCUCUCUAUCCACCCAACAAGCCCAAUUUUGGUUGGCCAAAGGUGGAGGAGAAGCUAAAGUGUGAAAAGGGAGAAGAGAAGAGAGGUGUGAAUGGUGGAGGAGGAGACGUUCGAGAGGGUGACAGGACGUUACAAUUAAUGCAGCAGCAGCUGUCUCAGAGUCCACCUCCACCGGAAGACCAAGCGCGACUACUGAUCACCACCGACGACAAACUAGCAGAAGAUCAAGAAAACCAAAAUGAAAAACACUACUCCGAACAAACAGUAGUACCAGAAUCUGAAGAUGAAGAAGCCGAUAAACAAACAAUGAGGACACCCUGUGUUCGAAAACCCACUCCGGCGAAGAAAACAACAAGAGAACCCCCACAUCCCCAUGGCUCUUCGUACUCCGAUCGAGGAACCGAUUCGGAUACCCAUUUGGGCUCUCGGACGACCACCUCCGGUUUUGUCAUCGAGCCCCUUGCUUCCGAGCCCGUGGACGUGGUUCCGCCCCAGCCCGAGAAACCCACCUCUUGUAAACGCCGCCUCAUGCCGGAGUUUGAAAAGAAUGCCGGUGAGUUGCGGGACAAAAAGAAGGCCAAGGUGGUUGAGAAGAAGAAGUCCGGUGUCAGUGCGAUUAACCGGCUGUGGAGCGAGGAGGAUGAGGUUCUUAUACUCAAGGGACUGAUGGACUUCCAGUCCAAGAAAGGGUCCGACCCAUAUCCGGAUAUGGGUGAGUUUUACGAACUUAUCAAGCAAUCGCUUAGUGUCGAUGCUUCGAGAAAUCAGUUCUUGGAUAAGAUUAGGAAGCUGAAGAGAAAGUACAGUACUAAUAACGCCGAGAAAGGGGAGAGAGCUAUUUUCUCGAGGCCCCAUGAACACAAGUGCUUUGAACUUUCGAACAAGAUAUGGGGUGAUGGAGGCCGAAAGGAGGAUACUGGAGUUGAUGGGAACGGGAAGAAUGUGAGUGCAAGAGCUAGAAAGACUCAAGAAAAUAGGAAAGAGGUUGCAUUGGGAGAGAAGGCAAAGGAGCUGGAGAAGAAGUGGCAGAUUUGGCAUGCAGAUGAAGCUGCUUUACAUCUGAGGCGGGAGGAAUUGAUCGAGGAGCAGAAGAAGCUAACGUUGGAUGCAAUAAAGGCUUCAAAGGUUGUCGAGCAAAAGAUAAAAAUAAAGGCUUCAAAGGAGCAAGGGGUUCUGUGGGAUGGAAUCACUGGGAGUAGAUUCGGCGGGCUUUUUGGAAACGGAAUUUAG
Messenger RNA from Rhododendron vialii, 1356 nucleotides. RefSeq names its product probable transcription factor At1g61730. The coding region runs from base 1 to 1356 and encodes 451 amino acids. Gene Ontology annotation, biological process: regulation of DNA-templated transcription. NCBI's taxonomy places the organism in Eukaryota, Viridiplantae, Streptophyta, Magnoliopsida, Ericales, Ericaceae. Gene Ontology annotation, cellular component: nucleus. The transcript is spliced from 3 exons. The record is from RefSeq and is a predicted model, not a curated record.